AUGGCAUCAAAUUAUUACGCUGAACAUCCAUCACAAACUCAAGCUCCUAAUUAUGGGAAUCCUCCUGCUCCUACUCAUGAUCCCAAUGGUGCUCCCCCACCUGGACAAGGAUAUGGUGGUGCACCAGGUGGUGGUUGGGAUCCAAACCAACAAGCUCCUCCUCCAAUGCACACCCAAUACGCUCCUCAACCUCAGAUGGGGUAUGAUCCAAACCAACAACAAUACCAACAAGGACCUCCGGGAGGUCAACAAGAUAAAGGAAUGGGUAGCUCAGCUGCUUGUUGCGGUUUAGGUGCAUGUCUAGCUUGUUGCUGUUGUUGUGGUGAAUGUUGCGACAUGUUAUGUUAG
Kwoniella shivajii is the source of this 348-nucleotide messenger RNA. RefSeq lists its product as uncharacterized. NCBI's taxonomy places the organism in Eukaryota, Fungi, Basidiomycota, Tremellomycetes, Tremellales, Cryptococcaceae. The transcript is spliced from 3 exons. Bases 1 to 348 code for a protein of 115 amino acids. The record is from RefSeq and is a predicted model, not a curated record.